Pectinophora gossypiella (pink bollworm) is the source of this 677-nucleotide messenger RNA. Its product is annotated as CDGSH iron-sulfur domain-containing protein 3, mitochondrial. The record is from RefSeq and is a predicted model, not a curated record. NCBI's taxonomy places the organism in Eukaryota, Metazoa, Arthropoda, Insecta, Lepidoptera, Gelechiidae. Gene Ontology annotation, cellular component: intracellular membrane-bounded organelle. The coding region runs from base 140 to 550 and encodes 136 amino acids. The transcript is spliced from 3 exons. Gene Ontology annotation, molecular function: 2 iron, 2 sulfur cluster binding.
AGUUAGUUAGUAGUCUGUGGUGGUCUCUCACAUGUCAUUAGUUGUCGUUAUCGUGUUCGAGAGAGGGUUCUUGAAAUAAGAUAAUAAGAAUACAAAUAUUUCAGAUUUCAUUACUGGCCAAGAGGCAUUAAUAAUUACAAUGCUUACUAGGAAAUGUAUGUCUCGAAUUAUAACCUUUUCUUAUAGAUCGUCUAACUAUGUGACGAAAGCACCUAAACCAGAGAUUCCUAAGAAUCCUCUAAGUUCAACAUACUCUGCAACAGAGCAAAAAUCUAAUGGCAUAGUGUACGACAGGAAGCCAUUCAAGGUGAUGCUGCAAGAAGGCAAGGUGUACCACUGGUGCUUGUGCGGGCGCUCCAAGUCGCAGCCUCUCUGUGACGGUACUCAUAAAGAUGCCUACUUGAAAAUACCACAAAGGCCUAUUCGAUUUACAGUUGAGAAGACUAAGGAAUACUGGUUGUGUAACUGCAAACAGACCAAAAAUAGGCCAUUCUGUGAUGGCACACAUAAGCAGAAAGAUAUCCAAGAGGCUUCAUCAAUCAGAGUAUAAAUAAAAUAGGGCUACACAAACAAAUCAAAUCAGCUAUGUGACUUUGCUAGAGCUAUAUUGUAUAACAUAACAUUAGUCAGCAUAGAAUAAGAUACUUAGAUAGUAAAUGAAAUUAUUGCAUUCAUAA